CGUCCAACCUAUCACAGGGCUCAGAUGUCCUACACAGGCGACGGUGUUAGUUGCAAAAUAAACAGCAGCUGCUGGUAGUCUCGUACCCCGCCAUAUCGCAACUGCUGCUCAUCCUCUGCAGAAAAAGAGAGCAAAACCCGUAAACUGAAAACCCUAAACGAGAAGAAGAAGAAGAAGAAGAAGAAGAAAUUCAAAAACCCUAGACGCAGACGAAACACCUACAGAACCAUCUCUUCUUAUAAGCUCUUUCUUGCAGAAUCUGCAGAAUCUUGAAGAAAUUUGGAAACCGAAUUGUAGCCGUUGAUUGACAUUUCCGAUUGGAGAAGGAGUAGAAAGAGAAGGAGAAGAUGUUGUUUCAGGUAGGAGGACAAGGGACGCGCCCGACGUUCUUCGAGAUGGCGGCCGCGCAACAGCUCCCCGCCAGCCUCCGGGCCGCGCUAACCUACUCCAUCGGUGUACUUGCUUUAAGAAGACCAUUUCUGCACAAGGUGUUGGAUUAUGAUGAUGAGUUCUUUGCCCUUCUCAUGAUGGUGCUUGAAACUCACAGCCUACGAACUACAGAUGCUUCUUUUUCUGAGUCUUUAUAUGGAUUGCGAAGGAGGGCAGUGAAGAUUUCACUUGGCAAAGAUAUUCCUAAUGCCGACUCAGGUGAUAGGCUUCGUCAUUCUGGAUUAGGAAGGCGUCAAAAAGUUCUCUCAGUUGUAUUUCUGGUCGUUCUGCCAUAUUUCAAGUCAAAGUUGCAUUCCAUCUAUAACAAAGAAAGGGAAGCGAUGCUUCAAGCAAGUUUAUGGGGACAUGGUGAUAGAACAUUUGAUGACAAUAACUACUUUGUAAAUGGGGAAGAAAUUUCUCCUGUUCCAAUGGAAGCUUUGGGUGCAGAAGUAUCACGUGCAACACGUAUCAGAAAGAGGAUUGAGGCAAUUAUCGGUGCUUGCUACCCAUGGAUACAUGCAACCAAUGAAGGAUUAUCGUUUGCUUAUCAACUCUUAUAUUUGUUAGAUGCCACUGGGUUCUAUACUCCAGGACUACAUGUGCUUGGGGUUCAUGUCUGUCGUGCUACAGGACAGGAGCUGAUGGAUACUUCUUCUAGAAUUUCAAGGAUUAGAAGCCGUGAGCGUGAGAGACUUCGUGGUCCUCCUUGGUUGAAGGCAUUGCAGAGAGUGCUGCUCAGCUGUGUAUACACCACUUUGGAUUAUGCUCAGACUGGACUAAUUGCUGCAGUUUUCUUUUUCAAAAUGAUGGAGUGGUGGUAUCAGUCUGCUGAAGAGAGAAUGUCAGCUCCAACUGUGUAUCCCCCGCCUCCUCCCCCUCCACCUCCAAAGGUUGCUAAAGAGGGGAUUCCACUACCACCUGACAGAACAGUGUGCCCUCUGUGCUCACAAAAGCGUGCAAAUCCAUCUGUGGUUGCAGUCUCGGGAUUUGUCUUCUGCUAUACCUGCAUUUUCAAGUAUGUUUCACAGUAUAAACGCUGCCCUGUUACGUUGAUGCCUGCGACUGUUGACCAGAUACGGAGGCUCUUUCAUGAUGUUUAAAUUUGAAGUGUUUUCUUGCACGGAAAUUCCAUUAAAGCUCUGAAUCACUUUGCACUCAGAAGGCUGAGAAGAUAACUUUUCAUAUCCCCAAAAUUAGUUGAAACCCGUUGCUGCCAUUGGUUCAUGCAUUUCUGUACAAAACACUUGUCAUGUAUCCUAUUGGCUGUGGAUUUUGGGACGACUACAAAUAAGAAUGGUACAGGAAAACUACACAACAAGAUAUGUCAUCAGUAUUUUUGGGACUGCUUGCAGCGGAGUAAGGCACAUCAUUGCAUCUCA
Magnolia sinica is the source of this 1811-nucleotide messenger RNA. RefSeq names its product peroxisome biogenesis protein 12. Gene Ontology annotation, cellular component: peroxisomal membrane; peroxisomal importomer complex. Gene Ontology annotation, biological process: protein monoubiquitination; protein import into peroxisome matrix. The record is from RefSeq and is a predicted model, not a curated record. The coding region runs from base 348 to 1532 and encodes 394 amino acids. The transcript has 10 exons. NCBI's taxonomy places the organism in Eukaryota, Viridiplantae, Streptophyta, Magnoliopsida, Magnoliales, Magnoliaceae. Gene Ontology annotation, molecular function: protein binding; zinc ion binding; ubiquitin-protein transferase activity.